CUUUCCCUGUUUCCUCCUUUCUCUUUUUUCCUUUUUUUCCUCCCUUCACGAUAAUUAGCUGUGCGCAGCGUCGUCCCCCGCGCCGCUCAGAGGCUGACCGACAAAACCGAGAGACGCGCCAGCGCCGCUCCGACGUCACAUCACCAGGUGGACGCUAAUCACCGCUGUAACGUGCCACGCAGUGCCCCCCCCCCUUCCUCCUGUUCCUCUGAAGCGGUCCAUGCUAACGGCGCGUUGGGGGAACACCACCAUUCCGCUCAGAGAGAGAGACAAACAUGCGAGAAGAUGUCUGUAGGAGGUUGUGCAUGCCCCGGCUGUUCCUCUAAGUCGUUCAAGCUGUACUCUCCAAAGGAGCCCCCAAACGGUAGCGCCUUUCCCCCUUUUCAUCCAGGCACCAUGUUGGACAGAGACGUGGGUCCGACUCCGAUGUACCCUCCCACGUACCUGGAGCCUGGAAUUGGGAGGCCCACGCCGUACGGUAACCAGGCGGACUACAGGAUAUUUGAGCUCAACAAGAGGCUGCAGAAUUGGACGGAGGAGUGUGAUAACCUGUGGUGGGACGCCUUCACUACAGAGUUCUUCGAGGAUGACGCCAUGCUUACCAUCACUUUCUGUCUGGAGGACGGACCCAAGCGAUACACGAUCGGGCGGACGUUGAUCCCGCGGUACUUCCGCAGCAUCUUCGAAGGGGGCGCCACUGAGCUCUACUACAUCCUGAAGCACCCGAAGGAGGCCUUCCACAGUAACUUUGUGUCACUGGACUGUGAUCAGUGCACCAUGGUCACACAGAACGGCAAGCCUAUGUUUACACAGGUUUGCGUGGAGGGCCGUCUGUACCUGGAGUUCAUGUAUGAUGACAUGAUGAGGAUAAAGACGUGGCACUUCAGCAUCCGGCAGCACAGAGAGAUGAUCCCCCGCAGCAUCCUGGCCAUGCAUGCUCAAGACCCACAGAUGCCGGAACAGCUGUCGAAAAACAUCACGAGAUGCGGACUCUCCAACUCCACGCUCAACUACCUCCGACUGUGUGUCAUCCUGGAGCCCAUGCAGGAGCUGAUGUCCAGACACAAGACCUACAGCCUGAGCCCGCGGGACUGCCUGAAGACGUGCCUGUUCCAGAAGUGGCAGAGGAUGGUGGCUCCUCCCGCCGAGCCGGCGAGACAGGCCCCCAACAAGCGCCGGAAAAGGAAGAUGUCAGGGGGCAGCAACAUGAGCGCGGGAGGGGGCACCAACACCAACAGCAACAGCAAGAAGAAGAGCCCCGCCGGCAGCUUUGCCCUCUCCAGCCAGGUACCUGACGUGAUGGUGGUGGGAGAGCCCACCCUCAUGGGCGGGGAGUUCGGGGACGAGGACGAGCGGCUGAUCACGCGUCUGGAGAACACGCAGUUCGACGCGGCCAACGGCAUCGACGACGAGGACAGUUUCAACAACUCCCCCGCGCUGGGCGCCAACAGCCCCUGGAACAGCAAGGCGCCCUCCAGCCAGGAGAGCAAGAGCGACAACCCCACGUCCCAGGCGUCCCAGUAA
Megalops cyprinoides (Indo-Pacific tarpon) is the source of this 1524-nucleotide messenger RNA. RefSeq names its product LIM domain-binding protein 1-like. The record is from RefSeq and is a predicted model, not a curated record. The transcript is spliced from 12 exons. Bases 286 to 1524 code for a protein of 412 amino acids. Gene Ontology annotation, cellular component: nucleus; transcription regulator complex. Gene Ontology annotation, biological process: negative regulation of transcription by RNA polymerase II; nervous system development; positive regulation of transcription by RNA polymerase II. Lineage: Eukaryota; Metazoa; Chordata; Actinopteri; Elopiformes; Megalopidae. Gene Ontology annotation, molecular function: LIM domain binding.